AUGAGACCAUAUUUUAGUGACGACGGCUUUCAGUUGGAGGUAGUUGCAAUUCCGGAAGAAAGCGUUCCAACAGACAAUACAGCAACAAAUGCAUUAUCAUCACUGACUCCAUCUCAACGCAUUGUGAAUCAAACUGCAGACAAAUCAAGUCAAAAUGUAGAAAAUUCAGAAGGAUCAAACGUCAAUAAUUUAUCAGUUAACGAAUUGGAAACAGUCCAUAUCUUGCCUGAAACCUUUGCAACAGUUGAAACUUCUGCUAUUCUUACUUCUCGUAGAAAAAGUAAAACUCAAAAUAUUGCGAUUCAUACUACUGCUGUAAUUUAUAAAGUGCCUAAUUCAGCGUCAACAAAAGAUUCACUUGAUACAGUACAUUAUUCAAAACCAAUUACAUCCACUAUAGUACCAUAUCAAAAAUCUCAAAUGUACAGUAAUGGCCAAGGUCAAAUUACAAGUACAAGUACAAUGAUCUCCUCGCAAAAUACUAGCAAUAGUUAUUCUAUAAAUACAACAAAACUGAAUCAUACAACAUCACAAAUAUCAGUACAAACAGUAACCGAUAUAAAUUCUGAUCAAAUCACACAGAUAGUACCAAACGAUAUUCAACUGAAAGAAGUAAGUAAUAAUAGUGAUACAAAGUUAGUGAAUAACACUUUCGAUGUUAAAAGUGAGUUAGAUGAGUGGAAAUGGGAAGAAAAAGAAAUGAAUAAAAAGCAACAUUGGCAACAAGCAGAUAACCUGAAAUCGACUGGAAGUGAUCCUGAAAUUCUUCGUACCAAAAGUAGUCCCAAACAAUUCUCACAUGCCUUUCUUAUUUUAUUUUCACUUUUACUGCAUUUCAGAUAUUUUUGCUAA
Molecule: messenger RNA, 852 nt
Organism: Thelazia callipaeda (thelaziosis nematode)
Lineage: Eukaryota; Metazoa; Nematoda; Chromadorea; Rhabditida; Thelaziidae
Source: the annotation of a GenBank genome assembly